Apis laboriosa (Himalayan honeybee) is the source of this 3309-nucleotide messenger RNA. RefSeq names its product peroxisome biogenesis factor 1 (gene Pex1). NCBI's taxonomy places the organism in Eukaryota, Metazoa, Arthropoda, Insecta, Hymenoptera, Apidae. The transcript has 15 exons. Gene Ontology annotation, biological process: protein import into peroxisome matrix. The record is from RefSeq and is a predicted model, not a curated record. The coding region runs from base 42 to 3131 and encodes 1029 amino acids. Gene Ontology annotation, molecular function: ATP hydrolysis activity; ATP binding. Gene Ontology annotation, cellular component: peroxisome; cytosol; peroxisomal membrane.
CUGGAUUUUAGUCUCAUUGGUCUGUAAUUUUAUGAACGAGAAUGCAAAGUGAACGUUUUAUUGUUAAGUUUAUAACAGUGAAUAAUUGUUUUGCUUAUUUACCGGAUACUUGGCUACGUAAAUUGGAAAUUAAGGAAAAUGUAAUCAAAGUAAUUCAUAAAGAUAAAACGCAUUACAUGUCAUGUAAUGUAAGGCCAAAUCUUAAUGAAAGUUUGUGCAUUGGUACAACUUUUGCAAGAAGUUUGAACAUCGAAGAAGGUGACGAAGUAAUUGUAUCGUUCGUGAAGAAUGUUCCAAUUUUAAUAAAAAUAAACGUCGCACCUCUCACCGCGAAUGAUAGAGAAAUUUUGGAACUACAAAUAGAAAAGGUACAAUCUACAUUGCUUAGUCAAAUACGAGUGGUAGUAGAAGGUCAACCGAUCGUAACUUGGGUUUCAAGAUUUUCUUACGUAACCUUAAUCGUAGAAUCGCUGGAACCACCAGUGAAAUAUGGCAAACUCGAACAAUUUUCGGAAAUACACGUUGCCAAUACAACAAUGAAUAAAAAGAACGACGAUUCGAAUGAAAAUGGCAAGAAAACAUCCCACAUUGCGAACAAUUUGCUUUCGGCUUUCAAAAAAUUUUUACCAAUUACGAAUGAUCGAAAUUCGAUCAAGAAAAGGGAAGACGAAGCGAUCAGAAAUUACGAGCUGUUGCAUAGUUUUCGCAACAGAAAAUUACCCACGAUAUGUCGUGUCCAUCCAAUGCCUAAAAUGGAUACGAUCGAAGGAAAUAUCUUCGACGAGAUUGCGCAUUGUCCUUAUCACGUGUUCGUUCCAAGUGAUCAAGCGCCAGAAUUCUUGGAAAAUUUUGGGAUAGCUCGUAUAAAAAAAGUUCCAGAGGACAAGCAAUACGUAAACGUAACCAACACGAAUUUCCUUGUAAAAGACGAGUCCCCUGUUCCAAAUCUUUCUGCAGAAUUGGUAGUGAGAGUAUACAUUUUGGAGGAUUUGUUAGAGAAAACCAGCACGUUGAACGAGGAACAUUUUAACGUUAAUUUACGUCACAAGAGCGUGUACGUGUCGGACAGUUUGAGAAUCAGUUUGAACUUAAAAGUAGGCGCAAAGGUGAGCUUAACGUUGAUGGAUAAAACUGAAAUAUCUGUACCAUCCUCCCUUGAACUAUUUUCGUGGAGAGAUUCGAUGUCGGUGAAAGAUUUCGAGGAUUACGUUAAAAAGUAUUCCCUUCAUAAUAAAUUGUUGAUUAAUUCUUGUGCUGUUAUUAUAAUGGAUAACAGAAGUUCUUGUAUAGUGAAAAUUUCACCGGAGGAUUGCAAGUUUGCCGUGAUCGACGAGGCCACUUUAAGGGAUACGAGGGUGCGUGUGAGAUCGGUGGAGGAAAAGGAUCAGUUUCGAGUGUUUGACAAGUUGGAUCAAGAAUAUUCUCGUUUAGAAAAAACGUAUACGAGUCAUUUGUCGACAGUUUUAACGGAAUGUCAACUAGCAUUAGAUCUCAGUCUAGGCUUACAAACACAAUUACCUUUCGAAUACAAUCCUGAAAAUAUUUUAAUUUCUGGCGUGGUUGGUUCGGGCAAAACUGCCAUUUGCAAAAUAAUCGAGAACAUUAUGCGAAGUCCACCAUAUUUCGUGCACACUCACACGAUUGAUUGUAGAUCGUUAAAAGGGAAGAAAGUAGAAAUGUUACAAAAAAUUAUUAUGGCUGUUCUGUCCGAAUGUGUCUAUUAUCAACCUUCGAUAAUAUUUCUGGACGAUAUAGAAGCCAUAACGAAUGCAUCAAUGAACGACGAAGAGAACACACCAGAUGCUAUAAACGCUGCCAGGAUAACAGAUAUGUUGAAUAACACGGUGAUGCAAUAUCAAGAAUCAUAUCAAGUGUCAAUAAUUGCAACGUGUGCAAGUAUUAACAGGAUAGGUCAGAAAUUAAGGCCGGCUAGGGGUUGUCAUUUUUUUAGGACUGUUUUAUCUAUUCCUAAUCUAGAAAAGGUGGAUAGAAUCAAUAUUUUGCAAUUAAUGCUCGGAGAUAAGUUGUACACGCCUGGAGACGUGAAUUGGGAUUACUAUGGAAACAAGACCGAGGGGUGGGUGUUUCAAGACCUCGUGGAUAUGGCUAAGAAAGCUACGUUCGCUGCUUGGAAGCGUCACGAUUCCUCUAAGCCUCCCAUCGUGAUCGAAGAAGAGGACAUGGAGGUCGCCCUGAAGAAUUACACGCCGAUGUCUCUACAAGACGUGCAAUUGUACAAAGGCAUGGGUCACGUUUGGUCAGAUAUUGGUGGUCUGGCCGACGUGAAAAGAUCUCUGGUAGAGAUUUUACAGUGGCCGUUGAAAUAUCCUGAGAUAUUCAAGAAUGCUCCUAUCAAAUUGCAAAAUGGCAUUUUAUUAUACGGCAUGCCGGGAACAGGGAAAACGUUGCUGGCCAAAGCGAUUGCCAACGAAUGCGGUGUUAAUUUGAUCAGCGUUAAAGGCCCGGAAUUGUUGUCGAAAUACAUCGGUGUUAGCGAGGAGUCUGUUAGAAACGUAUUCGAGAGAGCUCUUCGUGCCAAACCGUGCGUCUUGUUUUUCGACGAAUUCGACAGUCUCGCUCCAAGGCGAGGUCACGAUAGUACCGGUGUCACCGACAGAGUGGUGAACCAAUUAUUAACCCAAAUGGACGGAGUCGAGGAUAGAGAAGGUGUUGCGGUUGUGGCAGCCUCUUCAAGGCCAGAUUUACUGGAUCCAGCCCUGUUGAGACCUGGACGUCUCGACAAAGCGUUGUAUUGUCCUCUUCCGGACGAGGCGGACAGAGAGGAAAUUUUGGCCGCUCUCUGCAAAAGACAGAAAGUAGACACGACAGGAUUGGAUUUAAAAGAACUGGCCACGCUUACCUCAGGCUUCACCGGCGCGGAUUUGAAUGCCGUGCUGACCCAAGCCAGGUUAUCAGCCUUAGAGAACGCGAUUGCGAACGUUUCCGACGGAAAGAUCGAGGCGGAGGACAUUAAGGUUUCUCAGACACAUUUAAUCGAUUCCAUCAACUCUACCCAUCCCUCUUUGCCUCGUGCCGAAAAAGAGAAGUACAAGAGGAUUUACGCCAAAUUUGCGAAGAAUGACAAUUUUAUGGAAGAUAUAACGAAGAAUCAGAAGGCUACUUUGGCAUGAAUGGUGAGAUUUAUGUUUCAUUUAUGGAGAACGAAUCUCAAAAAAAUCGAUAUUCGGGAAGGAUGUAUGUCUUUGUAAUUACUUUAUUAGUAAAAAUAUUUUAUUUUUAUCCAUGUACAUUGAUAAGUACAAAAGAUUCCAAAGAAGUACAAUCUUAUUGUUCAAAAUAAAUCCUCGA